Centruroides sculpturatus (bark scorpion) is the source of this 1509-nucleotide messenger RNA. Its product is annotated as solute carrier family 25 member 38-A-like. Gene Ontology annotation, biological process: glycine import into mitochondrion. The transcript is spliced from 11 exons. Gene Ontology annotation, cellular component: mitochondrial inner membrane; mitochondrion. Bases 386 to 1297 code for a protein of 303 amino acids. The record is from RefSeq and is a predicted model, not a curated record. Lineage: Eukaryota; Metazoa; Arthropoda; Arachnida; Scorpiones; Buthidae. Gene Ontology annotation, molecular function: glycine transmembrane transporter activity.
UGGAGUAAAAUUCCAAUCAUUUUUUGUAAUUCUAUAAUAAACAUUACACAUAAUUUAUAAAUACAUAUAAAAGCAAUAUUGUCAAAAAAAUUAUAAUAAUGUACUUAAAGUUACGUAAAAUAUCUAACUAAUGCGUGCCGGCGAGUUACGAGAAGUACGUACGACGUAGUAAUUGUACGGUUUUAAUACGAACCGUUUAAUUAACCGACUGUACGUUUAGGUUAAUGGACGGGUUUCGAGCUUAGGAAAUGAACUUGUUUUGUUCGAUAUUUUAUAUAGGAGACGAUGAGUAAAUACUUUUGAAUGAAAUAAUAACUGAUAUGCUGAAACGAGGGAGACAAAUAAAUUCGUCUGGAGAGUGACUUUACGCUAAUGUGUACUUAUAAUGUCCAGGAUUGGCUGGAUACAUAACAGUCUAGAAGACGAUUACACUUCCUCUUCAAAUUCUGUCAUGGAUUUAGUGCACGGCUAUCCUCUCCUGAAGUCGUUUCUUGCGGGAGCAUUGAGUGGAACUUGCUCAACUCUUCUCUUUCAACCUCUUGAUUUAGUUAAAACUAGGAUACAAAAUGCCUCUUCAAGAGGAUCACAUAAAGGAAUGAUGAGCCUCAUGAUACAAGUUGCCAAAGAUGAAAGACUUCUUGGUUUAUGGAGAGGAACAGUUCCUUCCAUAUCGAGGUGCAUUCCUGGUAUUGGGAUGUAUUUUUGUUCAUUACAUUGGAUCCAAACUUCUUUUAACCUUGGAAAUCCGUCUCCUAUCGAAGCAGUUUGCUGUGGAGUGAUGGCAAGGACCCUAGCUGGAUCGACGUUGCUUCCUUUCACAGUCAUUAAAACGCGAUUUGAGAGUGGAGUCUACCGGUACGGCAGUUUGACAGAAGCAUUAAAAGUAAUAUAUAGGACAGAAGGAACUCGAGGUUUAUUCAGUGGUUUAAUUCCAACUCUCUUUCGUGAUGCGCCAUUCUCUGGAAUAUAUCUUAUGUUUUAUACGCAGACAAAAACAUUAAUUCCCAAAGAUUGGAAAGAAGGAUCGAGUAAAGCUCCAGCUGAUUUUGGAUGUGGACUUGCAGCAGGAUUGUUAGCUUCUUUUGUUACUCAACCUCCAGAUGUAAUCAAAACACAAAUGCAAUUAUAUCCAAAAAAAUUUGGACGCUUAAAGUCAGCAAUAAUUUUUAUUUAUCAGGAAUACGGACUUUCUGGAUUUUUCAAAGGAAUAGUUCCUCGUAUCGUUCGCAGGUCGUUAAUGUCGGCAACUGCUUGGACCAUUUACGAACAAGUGACCAGGAAUAUGGGAUUGAAAUGAAAUGAAAGUGUGCCUUAGUAUUAUUUUUGAGUUUACAAGCAUUACAGUAGUUUGAAAUAAGUUUGCGCUCGAACUAUUAUCUAAAAGACGACGAUUACAAAAUAUUCUGGAUACAUAAUAUCUAAAUGUAAUUUCUUCUAUGAAGAAAGCUUGUCUCCAUAAAUGGAUUUCAUAAAUAAAUGUAAUCUCAAAAUUUCAAAUAUUUUAAAAAA